CUGAUUGCAAUAUCCUUAUAUCCCCAAGCCAAGCAAGCUUGUCGACAACAUGUCAUUGUUUGUAAACCUUUUUCAUGCUAAAACAUCGUUUGGUUUGUGGCGAAAACAAAACCAUUUCACUUUGAACUCGUUCAUCUUCUAUUGCUGUUUUUUGUUUUUUGUUUUUUUCUCUCUCUCUAACUUCCCAGGGAUUUUCUUGGUCUUUCUGGCACCAAAUGGGGAAGGGAAUGAGGUGGGAUUCGAAACCUUUAUCAUUGCACUACAAACACAAUCAUAUCUUCGUGAAGUUUGGUGUCUCAAUUCUCUUAUUGGGUCUCGCUUUUCGCCUUUUCUCCUCUGAUUCAAUCAGAAUUUCUUCAGUCCUAGAAGAGACUCACACACCACCUCUUGCAGAAGCAGAGCCAAAAACAGAGUCCCCUGUUGUUUCUCAACCAAUUCAACCGCCUCUUACUUCUGUUUUUCCUGAAAAUGAAACUCAAACAUCUGAGAUUGUUGCAGAAAAAUGUGACAUUUUCAUGGGAGAUUGGAUAGCUGAUGAAUCAGGUCCAGCAUACACUAAUGAGAGCUGCCAUGUGAUUGAGGGUCAUCAAAAUUGUAUGAGUAAUGGACGUCCUGAUUCAGGUUACCUGUACUGGAGGUGGAAUCCACGGAACUGUAAAUUACCGAGGUUCAAUUCUGAGAGAUUUCUUGAUCUUAUGAGGAAUAAGUCAUGGGCCUUUAUUGGUGAUUCCAUCUCUCGUAACCAUGUCCAGUCAUUUCUUUGCAUCCUCUCUCAGGUGGAACAAGCAGUUGAGGUCUACCACGAUGAGGAAUACCGGUCCAAAAGAUGGCACUUUCCUUCUCACAACUUCACUCUUUCUGUAAUUUGGACCCCUUUCCUCAUUAAAGCAGCUAUCUUUGAGGACUUGAAUGGAGUUUCUUCAUCAGAAAUCCAGUUAUAUCUUGACAAACUUGAUGAAAAAUGGACCGAACAAUAUAAAGAUUUUGAUUAUGCAGUUAUUGCUGGUGGAAAAUGGUUUCUCAAAACAGCAAUUUAUCAUGAGAACAAUAACAUCACAGGCUGUCAUUACUGCCCUGGAAAGAACUUGACAGAACUAGGAUUUGACUAUGCAUAUCGCAAGGCCCUUCAGCUGGUUCUCAACUUCAUUACAAGCAACGACCAUAAGGCAUUUGUUUUCUUCAGAACUACGACCCCAGACCAUUUUGAGAAUGGUGAAUGGUUCAGCGGAGGAAACUGCAAUAGAACCAUGCCGUUCAAAGAGGGUGAGGUUGAUAUGCGUGAUACAGACACUAUAAUGCGUGACAUUGAAUUGGAAGAGGCUGAAAAAGCUGUCGAAGUUGGGUCUGGAAAUGGGGUGAUCUUGAAGCUAUUAGAUACAACCCGCCUUUCAGUAUUGAGGCCUGAUGGGCACCCAGGACCCUACAGGCAAUUCCAACCUUUUGCAAAGGACAAGAAUGCUGAAGUUCAGAAUGACUGUCUUCAUUGGUGCUUGCCUGGGCCAAUAGAUUCUUGGAAUGACUUGUUGAUGGAAUUGGUGGUGAAUGGUGAAAAAUAUAGAUGAUCAUUUUUCUUGGCCUUGGCUUA
This is a messenger RNA of Quercus robur (English oak), 1585 nucleotides long. RefSeq names its product protein trichome birefringence-like 25. The transcript is spliced from 3 exons. Gene Ontology annotation, molecular function: O-acetyltransferase activity. The record is from RefSeq and is a predicted model, not a curated record. NCBI's taxonomy places the organism in Eukaryota, Viridiplantae, Streptophyta, Magnoliopsida, Fagales, Fagaceae. The coding region runs from base 216 to 1562 and encodes 448 amino acids. Gene Ontology annotation, cellular component: Golgi apparatus.